Messenger RNA from Plasmodium berghei ANKA, 5358 nucleotides. Its product is annotated as conserved Plasmodium protein, unknown function. The transcript is spliced from 2 exons. The record is from RefSeq and is a predicted model, not a curated record. Lineage: Eukaryota; Apicomplexa; Aconoidasida; Haemosporida; Plasmodiidae. Bases 1 to 5358 code for a protein of 1785 amino acids.
AUGGAAAUAUUUACUGGAAUAUUAAUAUUAUUGGUGUUAUUUUUUAUAUAUGAUUAUAAUUUUUGCUCAAAGGCAUUGAUAUUUUAUAUAGGCGAUAAAUCCUUAAAUAUUUUGAAAAAGAGCAAUAGCAUUGAGCGUACCUAUAGAAGUACAGUUUAUUUGAUUUAUCCAUUUUUACAGGAUAUUUUUAUACAUGUAUUUUAUUUUUAUUUGGAAAAAAAGAAAGAAUAUUUGAGCUAUUUAAUUUCCGAAAAUGAAAAUGACAAAAAGAAAACAAAUAGUAACAAUGAAGAAAACGAACAAACCUUUGUCCAAACAUGCAUAAUAAUAAAAAAAUCAAUAUAUUUCAAUAUUUUGCGACUAUUUUUUUUUAUAAUUGAAUAUUCAAAUAUAUACGAAAAUAUUAAUUUACAUUGUUAUAUAAAUACACGAGAAGUGUUAAAUAAUAAUAAUUUUGGAGUAGUGAUAAUUGAUUAUUAUUUACCAAAUGCUACUAUAAAAAAAAAAAAAAAAAAUAAUAUUAAUAAAACGAAUAAAAAAGAAAACCAAAUAGAUUUAUUAGAUUAUAAUGAAAAUGAUAUAAUAGAUUUAUACGAUUUAGUAAAUAUUAAACAAGAACAAAAAAUAAAAUUAAUUUUAAUUGAUAAAAAAUGGAAACAAAUGUUAAAUAUAAAAAAUGUAGAAUUCCCUGAUGUUCAUUAUUUAUAUAUACAAGAUACUGUAUUAAUACAACAUCUUCAAUUUCUAAGAAUUUUCAAAAAUAAAAUUUUUAACACAUCUACCAAUAUAUAUCCAAAUUAUAAAGAUGUUGAAAUAUUAUCAAAUCUAUUGUUUUCUUCUGCUGAAUCUGAAAAUGAAAUGACAAAUAAAAUGGUGGGCUAUUAUUUAAAGAAAGAGGAGCAACAACAUGGAAUACAAAUAAAAAACAAUGAUGAUAAACCAAUUGUAGAAAAUUAUUUAAAUGAAAAAAAAAAAUCAAAUAAUAAAACAACAAUUAAUAGACAAAAACAUAAUAAAAAGGUGGGAGAAAAAAAUGAUGAAAUAUAUAUAGGAGUAAAUACAAAUUUAAAUAAUUCUAAAAAUGUAGAAAACAAAUUGAGAGAUAAAUUAUAUGCAAAUUUUAAAAAAUAUGAAUAUAAAAAUAUAAAAGGUAUAAUUAUUAUAGUCCCAGAAAUGUUUUAUAAUUAUGUAAAUGUUAAAGAAAUGGAAAAUAAUAUACCAAUUUACUAUUUUUUGACAAAAAAUGUAAAAAUAGAUUCAUUUACCAUUAUAGCUAAAUUAUUAGGAUAUAUAUGCGUUCAUGUACAUAUAAAUAUUAAUUAUGGAUUAUCUAUUCCCUAUAUUUUUAAUUCUAAAAAUAUAAACAUAUUAGAUAUAUUAUACAAUUUCAAUAUUAACCAUAAUUUAUUUAUUAGGGAUUAUAUAUUUCCUGAUUUUUCUUAUAUAAAUAAAACCGAAAACUAUAAUAAAAAUAAUAGCACAUUCAUGGAAAGUAAACAAAGUUAUUUUUCAACUUCUUAUUGCAGUAAAAGUAGCAAUUUUUUUAAAAAAAAAUUAUCAAAUUAUUCUUUUAAUUUUCAUAAUACUUUUAUAACCCAAGAUAAUUAUAUAUCUGCAUUUAGACAUCCAUAUGAAUUUGAUAAUAAAUUUGAUUACAAUAAUCACAAUCUCAAUAAUAAUGCGAAUUCACAAUUUAGUUCCAUUAAUUCUAGCUUUAGUUACAAUUUUAAUUUUUCUAAGAAAGAUAAAAAAAAAAAUAAAGGAAAACAUAUUAAUUCACCACUAUUUUCCUGUCCAUUCUCAUUUUUUACAGAUAAUUAUAAUGACAUUAAUAUUUCUAUGUCACAUUUUAAAAGUAUUUUUAAGAAUUAUAAUUUUAUUUUUCUUAGUUUUAAUGAAGGAACAAACAUAUUAUUAAAUUAUUUUUUAGAAAAAUUAUCAAAAAAAAAAAUAAGUAAAAUUACAGGGAAGCAUACAAAAUCUCAUUUUAACUUUCAUAAUAUUAAUCCAUAUAAUUAUGAAAUCAACAAAUUUUAUAAAAGCAAAUGUAAAGAUCCUAAAAAUUCUGUAAAUAAUAUUAACUAUAUAGAUAGCAAACAAAAUAUGAAUGAAAAAAUAAACUAUCAAAACAAAAGUGAUGAAGAAAAAGAUACAUUUAAUAGACAACAUAAUAAAAAUAUUAUGAAUUUACUUUUUAAAGAUAAAAAUAAAUGUGAAAAUAGUAGCAAACAUGAAAAUGAAAAGAAUUCAGAAUGUAAUAUAAAAAAUAAAAAUGCUAAAGAUUUUUUUAAAAAUAUCAAAAAAUGGAAAAUUGAUAAACUUAUAUAUGGAAUAAAAGGAAAAGGAUAUAUUCCAAUUGAAUCUGCUAUAAAUGAUGAAAAAUCAAAUUUUGACAAAAACAAACAAAAUAAUAUUCAUUUAAAAGAUUUUACAUCUGAUGAACAAGCCACUAAUUAUAUUUCUAUGGAAAGAGAAUCCGAUAAUUCGAUUAGAAAAUUGGAAAAUAUAGAUGUAGAAAAAGAAGAAGAUAAUGGAAUAGAAAUAAAUCCUGAAACUGUAUAUGAAGGUAUUGAAUGGAAUGAUGAAAACAAAGUAGAAUAUGGAAAAAAUAUCGAAACAGAAUCAGAAUUAAAUGAAACGAACAAUGAAGGAAAAGUAAACAAUAAUACAGAUGCAUCUGUAAAAGAUGAAAUUCCUUCAGAACAUCAAUCAAAAUUAGAAACAGAAAUUGAAGAAGAAAUCGAAACUGAAAUAGAAGCAGAAGUAGAAAAGGAACGAAACAAAAAAUGCAGUUUUAAAUAUAAUCAAAGUUUAAAUAAUAAGCAUAAAAAAAAGUCAAAAGAAAAAAAAAAAAUAAUAAAUAAAAAAUAUAAAUUAAAAAGUGCAAAUGAUGAAUUAAAAAAAAAUAUUAAAAUUAAUUACUUUUUAAAUCAAUCAAAAAUUAAUAUCUUUGAUAAAACUCAUGAUUUAGAGUUAUCCGAUAUAAGCAAAAUCCAUGAAAAUGGUCUAAAUAUUUCUGAUAAUGUGAAUGAAAACCAUUUUGAGCUAAGUGAAAGUAAAAUAAGUAAUGCUUGUAUAACUACAGAUAGAAAUGAUAAAAAAAAUGUAAAUUCAAAAGGAAGUUAUAAAACGAAUAGGUCAAGUAAUAGUACGAAUAAUUAUAGAUAUGAUAGUUUUUCACGAAAAAAUCGAUAUAGAAGUAUAAGUAAUAGGUAUUAUAACAUAAAUGAUAUUUAUUAUAGAAAAGAAAAUCAAAGAAAUAUUGAAAAUAAAAUGAAAAAUGAAAAAGAAAAAUAUAUUGAUGAUAAAAAUAAUAUUGAAGAAGAUUUAAAAAGCAUAAUGACGGAAAAUUGUGAAAAACAAAAUGUAGUAAAUGAUGAAAUACCAGAAAAUAUAUCAAGAAUGUCUCAAAAAUUUCGAUAUAGUUUUUUUAGAAUAAAAAAUAAAUUUAAAGCAAAUUUAAAUAUAUCAGAUAAUAGUAAAAAAGAUAUAGAAAAAGAUAAAAUAAUAAAAAAUUCAUUUUUAAAUAUAAAAAAUUCAAGACUAACUGAAGAAGAAAAUAAAAGUUAUUCAGAAGAAUGUUCUACACAUGAAGAAGAAUAUGGAAAAAAAAAUAAAGAAAAAAAAAAUUCCCCAAAAAAAAUAUGUAUAUUAAUUAAUUUUUCAUAUAAUAAUAUGUUUGAUAUAUUUAAUUAUCCUGACGUUUUCUUAUCAAAAAAUAAAAAUAUCAAAUUCUCAAUAGUCCAUAAAAUAAUGCAUUCAUUAAAUGUCUUUUUAAAUUCUUUUUCAAUUUUAAUAAAAAAAAAAUAUUUUUUUUUAUGUACAAAUAAAUUAGAAAAAUAUUUAAAAUUUACAUUAUUUUAUAAUUAUGAUUAUGAUUUAUUUCGAAAAAAUAAAGAAAUGAAAAUACACAGUUCUAUUAUUAAUAUUAUCAGUAAUGCCCAUCCCUUUACCAGCUUUCGAAAAGAUAACCAAAAAAAUAGAAAUCAAAAUAAUUAUUCAUCUAAUUUUCAAAAUACUUCUAAAGGGGUUGAUCAAGAAAAAUAUUUUUCCGGUUGUUAUUUUAAAAAUGAUAAUAAUUAUAUUUACAAGCAUAAUGAUAAUAUUCACCAAAAAAAUUAUCCCGAUAUUAUAAAAAAGGAAAUGAAUACUAAAAAGAACUCCAUUUUUAAAAAUACAAAUUUAAAUAAUAGCAAUAGUAGUAAACAAAGCAACUCUUUUGAUGAUAAACAUGCAAAAACUAUUUUGAAUGAUAUUGAUUCAAAAAUCAAAUUAAUUAGUAAUACAAAAAUAUCAAAUAUGGAAAAUAAUUUAACGAACAAAUUAAAUAAUAAUAAUAUUAUGCAAAAUCAUUAUAGCAAAGAAAAUAAAAAUGAUAUAUGUCUAGAAAAAAAUAAUAAAAAUAAAAGUCCAAAUAUUGUUAUUAAAAUAGAAGGAAAAUAUAUAAAUAAAACAAAUUCAUUAAUACAUAAAAAAAAUGAAUCAAAAUAUAAGGAUUUAUAUGAAAAUAACAAUAAUAUCCAUAAAUGUUUUGAUAAAAAUAUUCAAGAAUUAAAUAGGAAAAUAGAUAAAGAUAAUAAGCAUGGAGCUAAAGAAAAUGUAUUAUGUAAUGGUUAUUUACAAGAAUAUGAAAACAGUUCAAUUAUACAAAAAAAAUUGAGUAUAUUACAUAAUAAAGAGGAAAAUAAAAACUGGAAUAAAUCUAUAGAAUAUUAUGAAAACUUUAAAGAGGAUGUAAUGUCUUAUUUUUGUACAAAAGAAUUAUACGAAAAAUGGCGUUUUUUUUUUGUUAAUACAUUACAUUUAACAACUCAAGACGAUUUUUUAUUUAAUUUGGUAUUUAUAUAUAAUGUAUAUAAUUAUUUAAUAUAUUUAUAUGCAUGUUUUUAUUUUACCGAAAAUAAAUAUCACGAUUUUUGUGCAAAUCAAAAAUUUUAUGAAUUUAUUAAUAAAAUAAAUGACAUAAAAAAUAAAAAAGAUGAACAAAGUGUAUGUAACGAAUAUGUUAAGGGAUAUAAUCGAAAUAGCUCAGAAAUCAUACCCAAUUUUCUUCAUUACAAAGAUUAUAAAUUAAUAAAAGUUUUUUAUUAUAUAUUUCAAAAUGCUAGUAAUCAAUUUAUUUCUAAAAAUAUUCAAAACUUUGAUUUUCCCGUUUUUUUCAUAUUCUCAUCAGAUUAUAAAAAUUUUAAUUUCAAGCAUUUUGAUAUUAUUAAAAUCUCAAAAAAUAAUAAUAUUAUUUAUUUAUUAUAUAAAAGAGGAAAUCAGGGAUAUUUCUUGUCUGGAUUAAAACCUUAUAUAUGGAUACACAAAAUCUUAUUUGGAUUGACUGAAUCUUUAUUUUUAUCUUCUUUGGGAUAG